Messenger RNA from Chionomys nivalis (European snow vole), 4421 nucleotides. RefSeq names its product golgi SNAP receptor complex member 1 (gene Gosr1). Gene Ontology annotation, cellular component: SNARE complex; Golgi medial cisterna; Golgi membrane. The coding region runs from base 23 to 775 and encodes 250 amino acids. Gene Ontology annotation, biological process: endoplasmic reticulum to Golgi vesicle-mediated transport; vesicle fusion. The record is from RefSeq and is a predicted model, not a curated record. Gene Ontology annotation, molecular function: SNAP receptor activity. The transcript is spliced from 9 exons. NCBI's taxonomy places the organism in Eukaryota, Metazoa, Chordata, Mammalia, Rodentia, Cricetidae.
CGACUGACGUUGGGCAACAAAGAUGGCGGCGGGAACCAGCAAUUACUGGGAAGAUCUCAGGAAACAAGCUCGACAGCUGGAAAAUGAACUUGACCUGAAACUAGUUUCCUUCAGCAAACUGUGCACGAGUUACAGUCACAGCAGUGCCCGGGACGGAGGACGCGAUAGGUAUAGUUCAGACACAACGCCCCUCUUAAAUGGAUCAAGUCAAGACAGAAUGUUUGAGACGAUGGCAAUUGAAAUUGAACAGCUUUUGGCAAGACUUACCGGGGUAAACGAUAAAAUGGCAGAAUAUACCAACAGCGCAGGGGUCCCCUCGUUGAACGCAGCACUGAUGCAUACGUUGCAGCGACAUAGAGACAUUCUACAGGAUUAUACACAUGAAUUCCAUAAAACCAAAGCAAACUUUAUGGCGGUACGGGAAAGGGAGAAUCUGAUGGGAUCAGUACGAAAAGACAUUGAAUCAUAUAAAAGUGGGUCUGGAGUAAACAACAGGAGAACUGAACUGUUUCUGAAAGAACAUGACCACCUUCGAAACUCUGAUCGUCUGAUAGAAGAAACAAUAAGCAUUGCUAUGGCAACGAAAGAAAAUAUGACUUCUCAGAGAGGAAUGCUCAAGUCCAUUCACAGCAAAAUGAACACUUUGGCCAACCGUUUUCCUGCUGUGAACAGCCUGAUACAAAGGAUCAACCUUAGGAAGCGACGUGACUCACUCAUCCUUGGAGGGGUCAUCGGCAUCUGUACCAUUCUGUUGCUGCUGUAUGCAUUCCACUGAGAGGAUGGCCCUAGGACUCUGCCCACCGCCUUCAUGCCCUGAUCGGGAGUGGGGAAAUGAGGAAGGAGGAAGACUGCCCUGGCCAUAAGCCUGCCAGCCAGACGAACUCUAAAACUGCAUCCAUGACUCGGACCUGGUCAGACUGAGCUAAAGCCAGUUUUUCUGUGCUAUCUUUUCUAAUGCACAUUACUGUUUUUAAUUUUAAAAACAACAACAAAAGGCUUUCAGUUGCUUGUGUUUCCCUGGAGGUAAGCAGGCAGAAGCCAAGAACCUGGGCUUCAGUGACUGGGGAGGCCUGAUGGCCAGUGGGCCUCAUCGCUGGCCUCCUCACACUGCCAGGCUCUCCACAUCCAAAGAUGGCUUUGCCUUCAGCCGUGAGACUGGAUGUGAAUAAGAAUAAUUCUUGUCCUUUUAUUUAACACUUGUGAUGGGAAAUCAGCUGUCCUCUGCUGAUACUCUGUGAUCUAGAUUCUACUCUGUGACCCUCACUCUUGGCAGUCAAGAAAAAUUCCAUUUUGCACCAAUUCUGUAGGAUGCCAAUGCUCAGCUUCAUCAUUGAGUUGUCUGAAAUGGAGAGCGCGGUAGAAAGGGUAUGUCUUUUCUGUUUCAGUCGUGAGCACCGCGUCAGCCGGAGCUGGAGACACAUCAAGAGUGCAGGCCUGGCACUGAGGAGCUGGUUAUUGCUUGUUAGUUCUUCCAUUGGGUUAAUAUUUGCUUCGAUACGAGAAAAUCGCAUUUCAGCUCUGACAGACAACAGCCAGUGUCUGUCAUUACCCCUAGUGGCCCCUUGUCAUGUGAAGAUCAAUACUAGGAACCAGGGGAGGGAACUGUGGCUCUCAGUGCACAUGAGCCACACGUGGAAACUCAUCAAGGAGUGGCUGUCCGUGUCAUUCCAUCUGACGGGUUCAUUCCAUCUGACCGCGUUCUACAGCCUGGAGCAAACCUGAUUCCCAGGCACACCUCCCUGUAAGGAUCUAUUCACUCCUCAUCCCUUAGGCUCCUCUGCAUCCCCAGGCCGUGGUCUCGUUGUUGAUGGUGCCUGUGAUGCCUGUCCGCACCUAUUUAUUGCUGUGGACAGUGACCGAGAUGUAAAUGCUUUUUAAGGUUAGCCAUUCUCAGCAUCUGAAAUUGGUAACUUGUCUUACUAAACUAGCAGAUAUUUUAAAGGUCUCCAACAUCUGUAUCCACCAAGAGAGAAGGCUGCGAGCCCCCACUAGAAUAUCCUCUGGCACCACAGGCAAUGAGAAGGAAGAUAUCAGGGCGUAGCCUUCACCACCUCAUGGUGUGGGAGUGGUGCCUCUGGGCAGACUUGAUUACUUAGUGCUCAUGGAUGUCUGACAUCUGAUUUGGGACUGACUGAGAGGAGAGGUUUGUCAUUCUGGUGUCAAAGUGUUAGUACAUUCUGGGUAUGAAAGGCAUUUGAUAUAUUUUUCUUAAUUAUGGGGUUUAUUUUUCUAAAUAUGGGUUAAUCAGCUUGUUGACUAGGCAUGCCCUUAAAAGGAAAUUAAAUUUCCCACUGUGGACCUUAAAGAAUCAGGGAAGUUUGUUUGCUAAAUUCUCUUUGGGAGAACAGAAGUUCUCUUCCCUGACACUUCAUUAUUUUUGAUUUUUUUUUCAAAGGGCCCCAGUUGGUGGUUGUGCCUCAGCUAGACUUUAUGGGACUUUGGUUGUUAUAUAGUGGGCAUACAUAAAACUUGAAGUAUCCUAAAUAAAGUUAUUUAUUUAAAUAUACUGCCAGUCUUUUCUACUGGUUUGAUUACAUGGUUCAUCCACUAAAACUGCUGAAGGAGAGUAAGUAAGCUAGGACGAGGCCUGGUGCCAUGAGCACAGCACAGCACGCAGGUGGCAGUGGCUGCUCCAGGAUGCUGUGCGCAGGUGAGAGGAUGAAUUAUGUGUCUGUUUCUUCUGAAAGUAAAUCAGUUCUUCCAAGGACACUGCCGGGAACACUCACUGUGGAUGCUGGAGUCUGUGGUCGCUGGGGUCCAGAGUCUCUGACUGGCCUCCAGGUGUGGUGUCCCUGAGGGAGAGGCUGCUCCUUCCCUUCCGGUCCCGCUCUUUACAGGACUCUGUGGUUACCGAAUGGAACUUCAGUUUUAUGAUGUUGAAAUUUUUUUUAAGUUGUCUUUGUUCCCCCCUGUGGGCUAUCCUUACUUACCCAGUUUUCAGGCUGUUAAGUUCUGGUCAGAGCCUGAGGUUAGAGGGUUUUUGUUUUAUAAUCCCAAUGAAGUGUUGCUUCUAAGGAAAGAUUUGUUCUUUUUUUUUAACAUAAUACUUUUUUAAAAAAUAUUUUUAGUAACCAUUCAAAACUUCCCACUUCACUAAAAGAUAUGAAAAAUGGAAACAAGCAGCAGAAAAUUUCAAGUGUAUGUUUGUCUGGACAGUAGCUCACUGUUUAGCCCUCCCUGGCCUUUAACUCCUGCCUCGGCCUCCUGAGACCCUUGAACUAUUGCUAUCUGAUGCGCACCACCACACCUGGCCCAGCAGUACUUUUCCACAGUUCCGUCUUGCUGUGUCCAGUGACUUAGUAAAGCUACUCGGUCAGUUGUUACUGAGAUCCACAGUGUGGUGGCUGUCCUGCAGUCCCUGGACUUGAGUGAUGCCCAAGGAGUCUCUGCCACCUGCAUUAGUCACCUUUGAUUUUCCCUUCCCCUUGCUACCAAAUCUACUUUUAUUGAGAAUGUCUUUUCCUUUCUUCCGGUACUCAGAUCAAAUGUAGGAAUCUUAGAAGUUAAGAAUGGAGACAGGUAAGGAAAGAGCUACCACGAGGAUGCUUUUGUACCUAGAAUCAGAUACUUACCUGGGCACUUCCAUGUUGGGUGUGGACUGUGAGUGGAAAUGCUCCCUGAUCCCCUGAUGCAGUGAUCUGGGACCAUGGAGUUGAGGGACCUUGAUCUUCACUCCCGCCAUUACUACCCUGUGUCAUUGCUGAUGUUUGGAACCCAAGGGAGUGGCAUUUAAGAAUGGGUCUAACCAUUCUGUCUUCUGUCAUUAACUAGAUAAGAGUUUUGGAAAUUCACUGAGUUUUCGAACCUGUAGUAUUAAGUUGUUGGGAUAAAUGGCUGUGCCCAAGCCAUUUGUGGCAAAGGUGGCAGAGCAAACACACCUACUCACAUGACUGAGUGUUCUCUGUUCUCCAUUUAUAGUAGGGUCUCCAAAAGAGUGGAGAACUUCCCACUGUGGUCCCAAAUUUGGCUGUUCAUUCCUAUGUGUGCCUGCAUGCCCCCUUGGGGAAUCAGGGACAAGAGCGGGGUCUAAGCAUGGUGUCAGGCGAGAAGUAGAGAAGCCGAGCCAUGGCUUUAAGGGUCUUUCUCUGUCUGUCUCUCCUCUUUUUUCCUUUUGGUAUCUGAUCUAAAAUCAUAGUACCAGAAUAUUUGUGUCACACCCUAGUAGCUCUUAGAGAUGGGAGCAGAAUCGGUUCUGAUCACACUUUAUUCUCAUGGGAUACAGUCUUCAUGGAAAAUGCCAAUACCGAGUUUUUUAAUCUAUUUUUUCCAGAUGCACUUUCUAAUGUUUUGCUUUUAAAAUGGCUUCUUGGAACCAAUAUUAUUGUAUUUGUACUUAAUUUUUGUUCUCAUCUAAAUGUGCAUUUUCUGACUGUAUAGAAGAAACUUUGUUAUAUAAUUUAAUAAAUUAAAUAUCUAAAUAU